Messenger RNA from Fusarium odoratissimum NRRL 54006, 1371 nucleotides. RefSeq lists its product as uncharacterized. Bases 1 to 1371 code for a protein of 456 amino acids. The record is from RefSeq and is a predicted model, not a curated record. Gene Ontology annotation, cellular component: nucleus. The transcript has a single exon. Lineage: Eukaryota; Fungi; Ascomycota; Sordariomycetes; Hypocreales; Nectriaceae. Gene Ontology annotation, biological process: regulation of DNA-templated transcription. Gene Ontology annotation, molecular function: transcription cis-regulatory region binding; DNA-binding transcription factor activity, RNA polymerase II-specific; zinc ion binding.
AUGUCAACGCGGAACAGCCAAUCUAUCCGGUCCAGCUGCGACCGAUGUCGCUCUCACAAGCUCAAAUGCACUGUUUCCCCAGAAGACUCACGCUCGGGGCCCCAUAAAUGCACGAGAUGCAUCAGGGCACAGGUGACAUGUGUUUUUGGCCCGCGAAGCCAAUCAAAGCGGAGCGCCAGUAAUAAGAGCAAGCCCGACAAGUCCAAGCCUGAGCCUCCACAGAAGAGUUCACCGCCUGGCCGUUCAUCGUCUCUUGCUGGGAUGAACCUAGGUUCGCCUGGGGCUUGGACCCCGUGGAUCGACGAGCUUGCAUGUCAGGAAACUGAGGAGCCGCUGGCUAUUGAUAUCAGCACGGCUGGUGACGGCUCAAGUCUGAGUGAUGGAGAUUUCUGGGCGGAUCUGGGGAUGAGUCAAGGGUUAAAUAUGCUGGACCUUGCGCCGUCUGCUAUGCCGACAAACACUUAUCACGCGCAGUACGCGACUGCUUUUGAUCACAUUGCACCAACUGUGACCGAGGCUGGGCACUUGAUGGACAUAUCGGAGUCUUCGGAGCACACUCCGCCACAUGCCAUUGUGCAACUGUCAAAUCUUGUAACAAAGAUCCACGAGACCUCAAAGUCGCUAGAAGAGUCUCCGUGGUCCAAUAUUCCCGACACAAAACAGCUGCGAAACUACCCAAUUGGCCGCGUAUUGAGCCUAUCUCAGGAUUUCUGCUCCAUCCUCAGCUGUAUCUGGGGCAAAAGUUCCAUCUCCUCCGACGGCCAUUCGUCAGGAAACGGAAGUUCUCCAACGCCGUCGGCAGAGAUGCUCGAUUAUGCCGAAGUGCUAUCAUCUAUCAAAAUGACACAAGAUCCAACCACGAGCUCCUCCAUGGCCGCUUCGGUCGACAUGCCGACGAUGCUACUCGUUCUGAGCUGCUACACAUCCCUCAUCAAGCUGUACAGCCUAGUAUUUGCCCAUUUCCAGAAUCACCUCUCUCAUCUCCCCGAAACUCCGUCUCCGUACUCUUCCCAGACAGCGCUGGCCUCUCAUAGGUGGGGCUUGCAGCUCGGAGAACUGCCCUCCGCGGACGAGACGUGCACCAAGAUUUGCACGGCCGUUCAGGUUCUCCUCGAUGCGUUUCAGUCCGUGGAAGAUGUCGUUGGCCUUCCGCGGUCCAUCAGCGCCGUGAGGCAGAAGACAUGUGAUGUUGACGGGAUGGACUUUAGUGCUGAGCUGGGGAGGACGUCGCUUUGGACGGAUUAUAUGGUGCACUUUGUCUUCAGGUCAACUAUAAUCAUGGCUGAUACUGAGGAGUGUGAGGAGAUGAGGGAGUUGUCUAUCAAGGUUAGAUCACUGAAGGCGUUGAUCAGGGAAAAGAUGAAUCUUUAA